This is a messenger RNA of Physcomitrium patens, 2616 nucleotides long. RefSeq names its product triacylglycerol lipase OBL1. Gene Ontology annotation, biological process: lipid metabolic process. The record is from RefSeq and is a predicted model, not a curated record. Lineage: Eukaryota; Viridiplantae; Streptophyta; Bryopsida; Funariales; Funariaceae. Gene Ontology annotation, molecular function: triacylglycerol lipase activity.
UGGUGGGUGCAAUGAUCUUGCCCAGCAAGGCCUUGGGUUUCCCGAACGGUGCCCUCGCUACUGUAUAUAAGCAUGAGCAUCUGGUAAGGGUGAGCAUCACUCGUCAUUGAUCACUAGAAAUUGUUUCAACCAGACAGCUCGAUUGGCGGUUACCUGAUCUCGAACACGGUCGUCCCAUCUUCUGGUGUUGAUCUGAAGGUGACUCAAAGCGGGUGGGUCACCUAGGGAGUGAAUGUUGGACGUGUCGGUUCAAGGGUGACGCUGCAUUCCGAAGUAGUGGACCAUUAUCGCAAUGCAUGAAAAUUAGACUGAUCGCUGUCCAUAAGGGAUUUUAGAUUUCAUCCGUUUCUGCGCGUAAGAGGCCGAGUACUAGCAGUAUCGGAACCUUUCACAGUUUACGAGUUCCAUAUUUCGCGUUUUGCCAAAUAGGGUUGAAGCCAACGAGUACAGGAUUAAGUAUGAAGGGUGCGUUGGAAUCGAUGGCGAAAGUGAACGGAAGCGGCUGUGACCACAACACAUCGACUGAGGAACCACCUGUUUACAUGGCUGCUCACCCCAAACUGACCACGCAGAAGUCCGCGUUGAAGGAGAUUAUCAAGCACGGGCAGCCGACCACUGUAGAAUCCAGGGGCAACAAACACACAACGUGGCAGCAGAAGAUCUCCAUGUAUUUGGUUUGCAUUUUAUGGAAGUCCUUCUCAGCACUCCAACUGGUAGGAUUGAUCAUUGAGUGGACCACGAACCUCCUAGCUCUCAACAAUGGUGUGCUCGGUCUUCUGUCCAGGAUAAUUUUUCUCAACUGGGGUGAUAUCGUCUAUCCAGUUGUGGGUUCGGAGAAUUACUUUAGCAUCCUCGGACUGUCAGAUCCCCGGGUCGACUUGCUCAUCAACGCAUCUAACACUGGCAAACUAGGCAGCGCUCAAGCUGAAGUCGAGGUGUUCCCCACUGAGGAUGCCGGAUCGCGCUCUACCGCCGACAUGUGCAUCAUGGCAGCCAAGCUGUCUUACGAGAAUCCUGCAGUAAUCAAGAAGGUCGUGGAACAGAACUGGAAUAUGCAUCUUCACGGUUUCUACAACUGCUGGAACGAGUACCAAAACAUGAAGAACACACAGGCAUAUGUGGUCAUGGACAAGCCUACGGACGCGAACGCCGUGGUGGUGGCAUUUCGCGGCACAGAGGCAUUCAAUGCCUACGACUGGAGCACCGAUUUUGACUUCUCCUUCAUUACCUUGGAGGGGCUAGGGGGAGUGCACCUGGGUUUUCUGGAAGCCCUCGGCCUCGCGACUCGCGACUCCAUCGAUACAUUCGUGAAGAUGAACAAAAAGGCCCAGUCCACUAAGCACCAAACCAAAAUAAAAGAGCAGCAGGAGGCUCUCGCCAACAACCUGCCACCGAGCCCACACCACAGAACCAAAUCGGAAAUCCAUGCAACGUUGCCGACCUCCGGCCUCGCCGACACAAUCAUCGCCGACUCGGAGAAAAUCCUCGCUUACGACCACAUCACGGAGCAAGUUGCAUUGAUCCUGCACGACAACCCCAAUGCGAAACUGUACAUCACGGGUCACAGUCUCGGGGGCGCCCUGGCAGUGCUGUAUGCCGCCAUGCUGCAUUACACCGGACAGACAGAGGUCGCCAGCAAAAUCAAAGCCGUGUACACGUUCGGUCAGCCUCGGGUCGGCGACCUUAACUUUGCAACUUACUUCAAACAGAAGCUCGAAGGCAGAUACUUCCGCGUGGUAUACUGCAACGACCUAGUCCCCCGUGUGCCCUUCGACAACAAGCUGUUCGCCUUCAAGCAUCUCGGCGACUGCCAGUACUUCAACAGCUGCUACGACGGGAUGGUGGUGCAGGAAGUGCCGAACCCGAACUUCUUCAGCGUUAGGAACCUGCUCACUAAGCACCUCAACGCAGCCUGGGAGCUGUUCCAUGCCAUGUUUAUUGCGUGCCCGGAGUAUGGCAAUGCAUUCAAGGAAAACAACCUCUCGAUUCUGAUUCGAGCAUUGGGGGUGAUCUUCCCCGGUGUCGCUGCGCACUGGCCCAUAAACUACGUGAACGCGAUCAGACUUGGACCGAUCCCAUUAAAGCGCAGCCUCGUCGGCGACGUCGCUCAUACCGACGCAGAAUUCUAUCUCAUGCAGGAUAAUCUCAAUUGCGACGUCAAUUCUCCUGUGUCCUCCUCGGUCUUGCCAGAUCGUUCCCGCAAGUCCCCGCUCUCCAAGCAUUUGUGAAUCCCUCUUGGAUUCGUCUGCGGCUCGCUCAUCGAUGAUCGUUUCGGACCGUGAUCGGAGUUUGUCGGUAUUAGUGUAGACCCUUCGUAUACUAGUAUGUAUUGAUAUAAAAAUGUUGUAUUAAUAUGUAUUAGUAUGUUGAGGGUAUGUAUAUAUAAGUUAGGUCUAUUCUUUCACAAUCCUGGGUAUACUCUUGAUGUAUAUAGUUAGUUAGUUAGUUAGUUUCAGUGUUGCAGGUUCAUUCUUAUUGUUUCUUCUGUUUCAAUGAAGGAAUUCAUUUUUGGAUCCAUAAAAUUAUUUAGUGAAUAAUUUGUGUGGGUUCAUUAGGGUUCUUUAGUGACUUCAUCUGAGAAUAUAUCUGGUUUGAAUUUACAAGCGCUUUACUGUA